Esox lucius (northern pike) is the source of this 2196-nucleotide messenger RNA. RefSeq names its product myelin-associated glycoprotein. Lineage: Eukaryota; Metazoa; Chordata; Actinopteri; Esociformes; Esocidae. The transcript has 7 exons. The record is from RefSeq and is a predicted model, not a curated record. Bases 51 to 1064 code for a protein of 337 amino acids.
GGUGUAUUUUCUACUACAACAGUGGUGAUUUCUUGUAUCUGAGUUCUGACAUGGCUUCUCCUCAGAACAUGUUCAUCAUUGGCCUCUUCAUGACGAGUGUUUUGAUUGUGUUUUCACAACGACAUUUGAUCACCACAAUGCCAGAGAGAUUGGUUGUACUGAGUAACUCCUGUGUGCAAAUCCCAUGUACAUUUGAUAUUCCGGAAGACAAAAGAAAUGAUUUUAAAAAUACAGUAAAGAUCUCAGGAGUGUGGAUUAAAGAUUACCAUAAGGUUGAUCUGAAAAAUGUGAUAUUUAACAGCAGUAAAAAUGACAACAGGUAUCAAGGCAAGAUAACUGGAAACAUGUCCCAGAAGAACUGCACCACAGUGUUCUUCAAUGUAACCACCAGUUACACUAAUAAGUACUACUUCAGAAUUGAGAGUAAACCAUACAGUGCAACAGACCAUGAAAAGUAUGUUCAGAUCAAUGUCCAGGAUUCACCUGAACAACCUGACAUGACAUUCUUAGGUGACAUAAAGGAAGGGACUCCUGUCAGUUUAAAUUGUUCUGCUGUUGCUCCCUGUCCUGAACACCCGCCUAAACUAAUAUGGACUCUCCCAACAAACUCCACAUUUGAGAACCAAAUCCAGGAGAAUACAAAUCAAACAAUAACAGUUCUAUCCACGGUGAUCUUCAUUCCAUCAUACCAUCAUAAUGACAAGAACAUAACUUGUACUGCAGUCUACCCAGUAGGGACAAGCUUCAAGACAGUUGAACUUACCUGGACACUCCAUGUCAUAAGGCAAGAAAACUCAAAGGUCUGUUGGAUUGUUAAAGGAACUUUGUUGGUCGUUCUGCUUAUAUUGCUCAUCUCUUUCCUUGGAUGGAGAAAAUCCAAGCUCCCUGGUGGACUUGAAUGGACAAAUAAUCAAGUAGAACAGGUCAAUGAUAACCAGGUGCACGCUAACCAGGCUACGACCAGAAAGAAACCAGCAGAACUUGAAGGCCUGAGAUCAACUACCGUUAGAUCGACUUCAAACACAAAGAGACCCCAGCUACAGCCCAGGACAGAGACCAGCUAGACAGAGACUAGAGUACUCUGAAGUCAAUUGGACCAGGAGACGGACUAAGGAUCAGGAACCACCAGUUAACGCACAAGUGAAAAGUCAUGACUUUUAAGUAUAAUGUAAUUACUCCAUAUGGGUAAUUUAGUUAUUGAUUUUAGAAUGAUAGAUUCAUGUUCUUAAUGGAGAGGAAUCAGGAAAUAGAGAAUACCACCAUAUGCAGUAAUAAUAUUCUAAGAUAUUAAAUACCGAAUGUAUUGUUCUCUAUGUAACCCUUGUAUCCCCUUACAACAUAUUAAUACUUAUUUUUUAAUUUUUUAUUAUUUGUUUAUUUAACCUUUAUUUAUACAUAUAAAUAACUCUGAGACCAAGGCUUCUUUUGCAGCUGAGCCCUGUGUACAGCAAUUAUAAAUUCAAAAAUGACAGCUAACAACUACAUUUAACAGUGAAAUGUUCAUCUAUCAUUGAUUGAAAAUGACUAAUAGAACCCAAAUCAACAAGCUUUAAAUUGUUCUGCAAUUCAUUCCAUGACAGAGUUGCAUGGUACUCAAAAGCAGUUUUACCCACUUUUGAAUGAGCCAGAGGAAUCUCUAAGAUCAACCAAUCUUGGGAACAAGUUCUAUAAGUGCCAGUUCUCAAAGUUAUUUUAGAGGUAAGAUAGCAUGGCAGUUUAUGCAUUAUAGCCCUAUACAUAAACAACAACCAGUGUCUGGUCCUCCCGGAAACCAAGGAGCCCCAGCCAACUUGAGUGUACAAAAAACAAUGAUGAGUGGAACUAUGUUCUAUGACAUAGUUCUAUGAUCUAUAUAUGUUCUACCAGCUCUUUGAAGAGGUUCGUAAGAAAGUGUACCUUUAUAUUCCGCCGCUGCUGUUGAUUCAGACCUCAUGACCACGCACACAAAUACAACGUGACUGUCACGGUUGUAGAUUUGGAGACGGAGGCAGGCGCUGAAAUUCAAGGGUUUCCCCUUUUUUAUUAAACAAAAAUUAAAGAAAACCAAACGGAGUGCCGGGCACUACAAAAAUACUUGAGGGUUCAAUGGGUCCGUGGUUCAAAGGCACAGGGGCACACAAACAUGACAGGUAUACAUACACAAUGACCAACAAUGACAAGGAGAAAAGGGCUGAACUAAAUACCAUGACAAACCAU